AAGCAUAGAGCAAGAAAAAAAACUAGUCCAUUUUGUAACGGUUGGUUUGGAUCAUUUCUACUUUUUAAAACUGAGACAUCCUAAUUGCGCAUUGUACUCUGGUAGGAGAUGUCAUCUUUUUUACCCCUCAUCAAAUGUGUGUUUAAUCUGUCGAAGGAGGUUUCACUGGGACGGUGUCGAAGUACGUCCCCACUGUUGAGACUGCCUCCCGUUGGACUGGCAUUUGUUUUGACGGCAGGUAAAAAGGACUCUGUUGACCUUCUUGUCUUAAAUGAAGACGAACUUGAUGAGCAGUUUGUAAGAGGAUCUGGCCCUGGUGGUCAGGCCACCAAUAAAACCAGCAACUGUGUGGUACUCAAGCACAUUCCCACUGGUAUUGUAGUGAAGUGCCAUCAAACCCGAUCUGUAGAAAUCAACAGAAAACGAGCUCGGGAUAUUAUGAGAGAGAAACUUGACGUUGAAAUGAAAGGAGAACACAGCGAACUUCUUAAAAUGAAACAAGAAUCUAUCCACAGGAAAAAAGAGAAGAGGAGGAAGGCAAAUGAGAAUCUGGAGAAAAAAAGAUUGUUCAAAGAAACACUGGCAGAAAGUUCCAAACCAGAGAAUGACAUAGUUUGAAAACCCCCUUUUUUACACUGGAACCUGGAAUGAAGAUAUGUAUCCAAUCAAAGUUGGGAACUUUUAAGUGACAUGUAGGUCUCAGUGCAUGAACUGCAUUACAUUUGAGAGGUUGCCUACUUUGGCUUUGAGACAUUUACUUCAGCCUUCGAGCUGAGUUGUCAAUAAUGAAAUGUCAACACUCAAUUUAUCAGAUGUUUUUUUCAGAAGCUUCAGGCUAUUCACAUUUGAAAGUUAUAAUUCAGAGUUAUUUCUAAUAAAUACCACUCAGCCUGAAAUAUUUUACAUUCAUGCUAACUACAGUUGGAAGACAAUGUGGUCUAAGAACAUGGUUGCCAUGGUUGAUAGCGAUCAAGAUUGUGCCAAGUGUUGGGUUUGUUUUUACAGAAACUUUACAUUAACAUUUUCAUUUACAAUUACAAACCAGUCCUCAUAAAUUAGCAUUAACUGUACUUGAAGUCUUGGCCUAUGUAUAAUGAAAUAUUGCAAAAACUAUGAUAUUGUCACCACACACACGCACACACAGAGAGUGAGACAGAUAAAACCAUUGCAGACUGUUUUUAAAACUUUACUAUGUGUUCAAAUUGUUGAUUUGUGUGUUUAAAUGAUGUGUUCAUGUUCUUAUCAUUUUGCUGUUUGUUUGGGGAUUGACUCAGACUGGGUAGACGACCGUUUUACUGACUGACUGUGGGGCCGUGACUCAGACUGAUUUUUCAGUGUGAAUUAAUUAAUUUUAAAGUGCUUUGAGUGGCUGUUGCAGCUAGAAAAGCACUAUAUAAAAUGCAGAUUGAUUGAUUGAUUGAUUGAUUGAUUGAUUGACCUCACAAGCAUUGGUCUCUGUAGCGCCAUCUAGAGGAAACAGGGGUGACUUAAAAAGUCUCGUAUUGUAUGUGUUGAUACAUGCUUGAUGCAUCCAGGUAAGAAAAAUCAAAAGUUGAAUCAGUUCACCUGAAUACAAUGAAAAUUCGACAUUUGGGA
Messenger RNA from Lampris incognitus (smalleye Pacific opah), 1596 nucleotides. It is a transcript of the gene mtrfr, whose product is annotated as mitochondrial translation release factor in rescue. Gene Ontology annotation, molecular function: translation release factor activity. Bases 109 to 618 code for a protein of 169 amino acids. The transcript has 2 exons. Gene Ontology annotation, biological process: translational termination. The record is from RefSeq and is a predicted model, not a curated record. NCBI's taxonomy places the organism in Eukaryota, Metazoa, Chordata, Actinopteri, Lampriformes, Lampridae. Gene Ontology annotation, cellular component: mitochondrion.